CCAAACUCCAGCUCGGUCUGUAUCAGGAGGGUCGCGGGAGCUCUGAUGAGACUGAAGAGAACCCGGAGCAGGUCGGUCUCUCUGCUGGUCCUCCGGCUCAGUUCGGGACCAGAACCCCCUUCAGUGAUGAGACUUUAAAAACUUUUGAUCCGUUCUAGAUUUGGACUUGCUGCUGACCCUCAAAGCGUUCAGGGGGGGCUGGAAAGAUGCGUGUCCACCUCAGAUCUGUGUCCCGGAGCUGAAGGACUCGGGCCGGGAUGGUGCGCCUCCUGGGCUGCCUGCUGCUGGGGUACCUGACCUGGAACCUGCGGAUCUCGGACGCUCAGGGAGAGUACUGCCACGGCUGGCUGGACGCCAAUGGGAACUAUCACGAGGGCUUCCAGUGUCCGGAGGACUUCGACACCGCGGACGCCACGGUGUGCUGCGGCUCGUGCGCGCUGCGCUACUGCUGCGCGGCCGCGGACGCGCGGGUGGACCAGGGCGUCUGCACCAACGACAGGGAGGUGGACAACACCGAGUAUGCUGCGCAGCCCGUCUACGUCCCCUUCCUGAUGGUGGGGAGCAUCUUCGUGGCCUUCGUCGUGGUCGGCUCUCUGGUGGCCGUGUACUGCUGCACCUGCCUGCGGCCCAAGCAGCCCACCCAGCAGCCCAUCCGCUUCUCGCUGCGCAGCUGCCAGGGCGAGACCAUCCCCAUGAUCCUCACCGCGGCACCGCCGAGCCUGCGCGCCCCCUCCCGGCAGUCCAGCACGGCCACCACCAGCUCCAGCUCGGCCGGCGGGGGCAGCUCCACCAGGAGGUUUUCUCUGGGAGGUCAGCAGCAGCACGGCUGCCUGGUCUCUGCCACCGUCUCCUCCUCAGCCUCCACUCCCACCCAGACCCCACAGACUCUCCUGCCGCCACCGCCUCCCCCCUACGCAUCCCCGCCACCACCCAUGACGGGAGGCAUCCAGCACCCGCAGCUGCACCAGCCCCCUCACCCCACCCAGAGAAAGGCUUGGUGCAGGUGUGGUGGAAUCAUGAUGGAGCUGCCAGCGUGAGAGCUUCCCAACAGGCCUGUCGGCGGCCAUUUUUAAACUGUAUGCACUUUUCUGUUAGCAGGAUUCUGGAUGGAAGCUCAGACUGAAAUAUUGUCAAAUUAUUACCCAUCUUAAUAAAAACAAGAGGAGACCGUUUAUUAUUUGACUGUUUGGCAAAAAGUGUGCACGCUGGGUGAGUGGGGUCCUUCAUGAUGCAGGUGGUCCUCCUCCUGCAUCUGGAGACUGUUUAUUAUUAGACAGUGAAAACAGGAGGUUUUGACAUCAGAUAGAACCUCUUAAAAAUACAAUGUGUAAAAUAUACAGCAUGUUUGAGUUAAAGCCUAACAUUGAUUCCCUGAUUCAAAUAAAAGUUGACUCUUGUAACUUGUGUGGACUCGUCC
Messenger RNA from Nematolebias whitei (Rio pearlfish), 1417 nucleotides. It is a transcript of the gene shisa3, whose product is annotated as shisa family member 3. Bases 258 to 1037 code for a protein of 259 amino acids. NCBI's taxonomy places the organism in Eukaryota, Metazoa, Chordata, Actinopteri, Cyprinodontiformes, Rivulidae. The record is from RefSeq and is a predicted model, not a curated record. The transcript is spliced from 3 exons.